AUGUCAUUAAUUAUUGAUAGCACGGAUCCGGAACGACAAAAAGCUGAUCUUGUAUUGUCCAACACAAGUCUACGCCAUGAAUUUGAAGAAUUAGAGACCAGUUUUAAACAUCAAGAAGAUAUGAUUUCCAGUCAAGAUUAUAAAAUAAAGGAUUACGAAGCCACGCUUAAGCAAAUGAAUUCUAAUUUAUCACACAAUAAGGUAUUGUUUGAGAAGGAAUUAGAUUAUUAUCAAAAUCUUAUAUCGAAUUUACAGCUGAAAGUUAACCAUUUAUCAAAUGAGUUAUUAACUAAAGGUGAAGAAAACUUUGAAUUACGAGAUAAUUAUGAACGAAUGAUGAAAGAUUUUAAGAUUCUUCAAGCCAAUUAUGAACUUGAACAAAACUCAAAGUCCGUUUUACUUGAGCAAGUUGAAAAUUUAUCCCUGAAAGUUAACCAAUGGAAUCUUCAUUCUCACGGCUGCGAAACCAAUAGGUAUUCGUUGCAGAAUCAACAAUCAUCAAAUACAUCUGAAAAUCAAAUCAUUGAAGAAGAACAAGAGUCAUCUCAUUCAGUUAUACGACUCUCUAUGAUUCACACUCUGACAGAUGAUGAAGAGGGUGAUUUUCAAGGAGAAGAAGAUGUUGAAAUACAGAAUGUGGAUUUUGAGGACGAUGAAGAAGAGGAUGAGAUUGAUGAUGAUGAUGAUGAUCUGUCUAACUUGUUGUCUUAUCUCGAUCAAGAAUUGAAACUUAAUUCUUCACGAGUACCAAUUCGGAAUACAUCUCAUCAAUCAAUUGAAGUUUCUGAAAACUUUAAGUUCCCAUUAAGCUCCAGUCAUAAUUAUAAUGCCAAUAGAUGCUCGUUUGCUUUCACACUGACUCCUUUCCGGAACUCGUUGAUUCAAGGUCUGCAACAACAAGAAAAUAUUAAUAAUAACGUUACCAAUAAGCGGAAUUCUGUUCCUGCUUUCUGUGCCAACAAUAGAUUAAGUAUGGAAACUGUUCCUGAUACUGAUGAUGAUGAUACAGAUGGGUCAAGUUCUUCAUCAAAAUUUAUUCUAUCACCAUUUAAGCUACACUCUCAGAUGUUUGAGCUGACGGCAGGAGGCGCAGGCGCAUCUGGAAUAGCAGUUUCUGGAAGUGAUAAUCAUGGAAAUUCAGAUUUCAAAAAAUUGUCUACCAACAAAGCUACAGCAUCAACGGGUACCACCACAAGAAGGUUUAGUCGUUCCUUUCCUAGACAUGCACGGUAUAAUUCGCAUGAUAUAAUUCCAAUUAAAGUUGAGUUUGAACAAGAAUCCAUACAAGAAUCUCCUGACCAUCGUAUCAUGUCUUAUCCCGAACAAGGGUCGUCAUUUGCCAAAAUCAAUGAAGAAGAUCAAUUCCAUAUGGAAACUUUUAUUAAAUUGAAUCAAGCAGCAGAUAGAAGUCUGAUCAAUGUAUCAUCUGGUUUGAAACUGACGUCUAAUAGAAACUCACUUAGCAGUCGUGCUAGCAGUGUUUAUAUGGAUCAGGAUAUGACAAAACAAGAAAUCAUGAAAUUGAAAUUUGAAUUACAAAGUCUUAAAUUACAUAAUGAAAAGCUUUUAAGUUAUAUUGGAUUCGAAUUACAGAAACAGAAGAAGAAUAUUAGGAAAUUGAAAAGUCAAAAUGGAUUACGAGUGAAUCAAAAUAAUCAUUCUAAAUCAAGAUCACUGUCAGGAGGGAUCUCUUCACCUUCACGGAGUAGUAAACCAACUACCAUGUCAAAUUCCGAUUCCCGAAAAAGAUAUGAAUAUUCUGAUGCCAAAUUAAUUGAACAAAGUAAAGAAGAAUUGAUAUAUAAGAAGCGAGUUCUUCGAUCAAUAUCUAUAAAUCCCAUUAUGUCAAUCAUAAAUCCUGCUAAAGGUGAAGAUCAUUAUGGAUUUCUAACCCAUCGAGAUACAUUUGGGAAGCGGAUAUUUCUGAAUGGAUUGCAUGUAUACUUACAAGCUGAUGAAGGAAGUGAACAACCAACUACAAACGAAGGUGGUUCAAAGUCUGCAGUUCGGAAAUAUAAGUCACAAACAUUCAACAGAGUGAUUAACAGUGAUUAUAGUGGGAUUGAGAUCUCAAGUGAUAGUGAAGAAGUUGGAGAUGAAUUUACAACUUCGGAUGAAAGUGAAGAAGAAGAAACAAUUACAUUAUUGAAGCAAGUCAAAUGGCUUAUAUUUGGAGAACAUUAUCAUAAACGGCAUCGCAAGAAGGUUGAACCCAAAUUAGUGGAUGAUCAAUUGACUUAUAAGUUUUUAAGCAUAGCCAUUGGGAUUAUCAUCAUUGGGGUUAGGUUUCUGCACCCCGAGAUAAAUAAAGAGGUAUAG
Messenger RNA from Lizanozyma spartinae, 2319 nucleotides. RefSeq lists its product as uncharacterized. The record is from RefSeq and is a predicted model, not a curated record. NCBI's taxonomy places the organism in Eukaryota, Fungi, Ascomycota, Pichiomycetes, Serinales, Debaryomycetaceae. The transcript has 2 exons. Bases 1 to 2319 code for a protein of 772 amino acids.